AUGGCGCAGCUUUCGCUGGCUAUUGCGAUCUGCCAGCAGGAGCCCAUGUGGCUGGCAGCCAUCGUGACGUUCGUCGCUUGCUGCUGCCUCCAAGCGCUCUUCUCCUCCAGCCAGGUACCAGUAGCCCAUGGCGUCUCUGAGCCGCCAUUCCCGGCCCUCGUGUCGCUGACGCGCCGGAAGCCACGCGACGUCACGACGCCACGACGCAUGGCCCAACAUCUGGCCGUCGUUUUGGACGCGCCCGAGCUCGUACUCAAGAUCGCCGAGUUCGUCCGAUGCCCGUUCUCGCUCUCGGCGCUGCUGCACAUGGUACCGGCGACUGCGCUCUCGGCGCCGUUCCAGACGUACCUUGCACUGCAAGCAACGACGCCACCGACGCAUCUCUGGCCGCACGUCCACGCACACGUGCUGCUGCCGGGCUCGCAAGCGCGCUUGCUCCAGCUAACGCCGAUCGCUCGGGCAUCGUCGACCGCGGACGUCGCCAAGCUGCCGGCGACGACGCCCAUUAUGGUGGACGCGUACACGACGAUGACGACCGCAGCGUCGUGGAGCGGCCACCGCCUCGUCGCCUGCGCGCUCACGCUCUCCAGCGCGGACACGGAAGCCGACAUGCUGCGCGUCGCGUCGUGGCUCGAGACGGCGCCGCAGCUGCGCUCGCUCUCGCUGCGCAUCUCGUCGGUCAACUUUGCCCGCGACGGCUGCCGCGCCUUGGUCGACGCGAUCGGUGCGUCCCGCUCCCUUGAGGAGCUCGCGCUGCACAACGAUGGCGGCGACGCGCGCUACACGGCUGCCUUUGUCUCCGCGCUCCAGUCGCUUCUGGCGACGGCGCAGCUGGUGCGCGUGCGGCUCACGAGCCUCGGGCUCCCCCAGCGGGCGACCGAAACCGCGCUCUCGACAGCGCUGCGCAAGUGCCCUUCGCUCCGAGCGCUCGAGCUCCACUCGAUGCUCGGGUUCGCGACGACGUUCUGGGAGGAGCCGCUGCCACGGACCUUGCGGCACCUCGUGCUCCACUCGAGCUCGCUCCUGCGGCACGCCGGUUACACGGACCAGCUCAUCGCGGCGCUGGCGCAUGCGCAGCUGACGCACUUGACGCUUGACCGCAAGCACCCGAUGUCGCCCGAGCACGAUACGAAGAUGGCGCAGGUGCUGCGCGUGCUGCCGACGUUGCCGCGCCUCUCGCACGUGAGCUUGACGUUCCUGAGCCUCGGGCCCGAGUCGGCCGCGGCGCUAACGGCUGUGCUGCCGCAGGUUCGCGCGCUCGAGGCGCUGCAGCUCAAAAGCAUUGCGUGGGGCGGCGGCCGAAGCACGCUCGAGCGACUGCUCGUCGACGUUGCGCCGCGCUGCCGCCGACUGCACCGCGUUGCCCUGCGCAACGUCACGGUGACAUGCCCGGCCAUGUGGCAAGGCUGCGCCUCCUUGCGCUUCAUGUGUCUUCGAGGCAGCGACGGCCCGGGCCCCGACUCUGGCAUCCGCGUCUGCUGCGCCAACGGCGAGAAAGGCAGCUGCAUCUUUGCAGACGACGACCUACUGCCUUGGGACGGGGCUCUGGACGAUAAUACCCUCUGAGUUCUAGUUGAUUCCUAUAGUUUGUAACAUUUCCAGUGGACAUCUUGUCAUGCC
Molecule: messenger RNA, 1620 nt
Organism: Saprolegnia parasitica CBS 223.65
Lineage: Eukaryota; Oomycota; Saprolegniomycetes; Saprolegniales; Saprolegniaceae
Exons: 1
Coding region: 1-1566 (521 amino acids)
Source: RefSeq, a predicted model, not a curated record